Messenger RNA from Naegleria gruberi, 789 nucleotides. RefSeq lists its product as uncharacterized. The record is from RefSeq and is a predicted model, not a curated record. Lineage: Eukaryota; Heterolobosea; Eutetramitea; Acrasida; Naegleriidae. The transcript has a single exon. The coding region runs from base 1 to 789 and encodes 262 amino acids.
AUGUAUUCCACACCAUCUGAAGGAGAUAUCGACAAGUCAUGGACAGAUAUUUUAGAGAGGGUCUAUUCUGAGGAUGAAUUUGAUUGGUACCACGAUUUGGAAACAGAUCUUCCAAUACAUUUAGGUGGCAUGUAUAACAUCUUUAAAGAGUUUAUUAGAAAUUCUCAAGACGGUUCAAUGUUAAGGGUAUUAGAAGAAGAGAGUAAGAGAGCUCCUAAUAAUCCAUAUAUUCCCUAUAUCAAACUGAUCGUCACUAAUGACAUCUCUUGUACUGAUCAAUGUUUGAAUAUCUUGGCAAAUGCUUACUCUCCUUCAAGAGUGGAAGAUUUGAAGCGUAUUGAAUUGUUCGAAAUUUUCAAGAAUAAGAAACCACACUUAAGAAUCAAGGAUUUCAAAUUUUUCCCUCAAUUACUGCCCAGAGUUAAAUAUCAAAGCCGCAAUGAAGCUCCUGAUAUAUUGGAUUCAACAGUGUUAUUAGAUCAAUUGGAGUACUAUUCAAGAAUACCAUCUCAUGUUGACCUUAUUGUUGUAAAGUUUUUGGUUCAUCUCAAAGCUGGACGAUUUGAAGAGGCCUUACAAAAUUAUCAAUUUCUCUCCUAUUUUGAAAAAUCAUUAACCAAUGAAUUGUUGUUCCUAACAACUAGGGCUGUUAGAGCAAUGCUUAUUUUGGGCUAUCACAUUGAGGCUAUUGAGCUAGUUGAAAAAUUUAAGGAUAAGUAUGGGGAUAAAUAUCCAGCUUGGGAAAAAUUACUGCAAGAACAAAAGAAUGUAGUAAAUAUAAAGAAAUAA